This is a messenger RNA of Schizophyllum commune H4-8, 474 nucleotides long. RefSeq lists its product as uncharacterized. The transcript has 3 exons. The record is from RefSeq and is a predicted model, not a curated record. Lineage: Eukaryota; Fungi; Basidiomycota; Agaricomycetes; Agaricales; Schizophyllaceae. The coding region runs from base 1 to 474 and encodes 157 amino acids.
AUGGGGGGGCAAGUCUUCUACGCCUUCUUCACCGCCCCGGUCAUUGUCACAAACCUCGCUGCAACGGCGCUCGUAGGCGUCAAAACAUGGGUGUACAGGCGCCAGAUAGCUGUCUGGCUGGGCCCUUCGUCUGGCGACAGCCGCGUCGGACGGGUUCUGAUGCUCCUUCUCGAAUCCGGCCUGGCUUUUUGUGGCGCAUGUGUGAGCGGUCGUACUACGCGCGCGCAGAUCGUACUCAACAUCAUCGAGCAGAUCACGCUGACCGUGGUGACAUUCAUGGAUGUCCGAUUUGGCUUCAUCAUCUUCACUUUCAUGAGAAGCUUCUUACAGGGAUUUGCGGGAAUCUACGCAACGCUCGUCAUCCUCAUGGUAGCGGCGCAAGAGCAUCUCACCUCCGACCCCGCACUCGCUGGUCAGAGCAGCUUUCUCGCGUCGAUACGCUUUUUGUCGCACGAUGAAGAGCCGGAGGACUAG